AUGGCCCAAGAAGGGACGCUUGAAGAAAUCAUCGUCACUUCUCAGCGCCGCGAACAAAGCCUGCAAGAAGUGCCUAUCGCCGUUACCGCCUUUUCCGGUGAGGAAUUGGCCAAACAGAACAUUAAGAGUGCCACUGAGUAUCUUCAGUUAACCCCGAAUGUCAGUUUUACUGAAGACGGUCAAUCUGGCUCGCGCGGACUAGGCAUCGCAAUCCGCGGUAUCAACAAUUUGGUCUCAGGAGAGAACGCGUUCAUUAACUCGAUUGGUCUGUACAUCGACGAGUUCAGCGUCACCUCUGUACCGAACCAAGUGGCCAACCCGUUCCUGCCAGAUAUGGAACGCGUUGAAGUAUUGCGCGGGCCACAGGGCACUUAUUUCGGGCGCAAUUCGGUGGGUGGAGCAAUGAACCUGACGACCCGUGCGCCGACCGAUGAGUUUGAAGGGUCGCUGCAAAUAGGUGGCGAGUCAUAUGACAAUGCUGGCGAGCAAUUCAACGCCACCGGCGUACUCAACAUGCCCGUCAGUGAUAAUUUCGCUAUGCGCGGCGUGCUCUACUAUGAAGACAGUAGUGGUCUGGUUGAUAAUGCCUGUGCCAGGGGCGCCAGCGCCAGUAGCUGCCCAGCAGCAGCCGAAAACGGAUUUACUCCCAACGGUACUGCGGACAGUGGACAUGAAUACACCAUGGCCCGGCUCAAAGGUGCUUGGACUGUGUCUGACAGCACCAAUAUCGAUUUCACCAUCAUUUAUAACGAUGAGAGCCAGGGAACUGAUGAGAACGUGCCGUCGGGCAUUCUGGAUAUCGACAGCGCUGAUUCGUUUGGCCUGACCGCAGCACUCGAUCCAGGUACGGGCUUUUGGCCGAACAAUCGCAACCGCUUGUCGCAUGAUCAACAGGAAGCGAACAACCUGGAAACAACGGUCGCGAUCGUCAACGUCGAACAUACCUUUGCCAACAACACAACGCUCAACUGGAUCACUGGCGUGAUCGAUGCCGAGCAAGAUCGGGUUUUUGACAAUGACCUGAUAGGCGGCGCUGAUACGCUGGUUCGAACCAACACCUACAAGGGUGAUUCGGUGAGCACCGAGCUUCGCCUGACCGGCUCGGGCAAUGCCUCGGACUGGAUUGUCGGCCUGUUGUAUGCCUCAGACGAGCAAACCCAGGACAACAACGUGGCCAUUGCCAGUCAAGCCACAGCAACCCUGGGCGGUGUCGGUUGGCUACCACCGUUCCCCCAGGGCCUUGGCCUUGCGCUGAACCACAAAGAGUUUGAGGUAGAGAGCCUGGCGGUAUUUGCCGACUACACCUGGCAUGCCAGCGAUCAGUGGGACAUCACCAUCGGAGGCCGCUACACUAGCGACGACGUCGAAAACAGUGUGCGGUCCUUCGGUAUUGGCCCCAGUUGUAACCCUAACGACGCCGACUGCAAUUUCUUCGGUGGUUUUGUCAAUUCACCAAGACCACUUGCGGCAGCCAGCGAUUCAUUCACUGAUUUUGCGCCACGUCUGGCAGUCACUUACAACGUAUCGGACGAUGUCAAUCUCUAUGGCGUGAUCUCCAAGGGCUAUAAAGCCGGUGGCAACUCGGUCGGUAAUCAGACCAACUUGGACGGUUCGCCCGCUUUUUCCGUGCCCUUCGACGAAGAAAUAUUGUGGAACUAUGAAAUCGGCCUUAAGAGCCAACUGCUGGACAACCGCUUGCGCUUAAACGUAUCGGCCUUCCUGUUAGAUUGGGAAGAUUUCCAGAUGGAGGCAUUCCGUUUCUUAACUCCAGGCGACUUGUCGUCAAACUUCGAACAGGCAGUCAAUGUCGGCGAAGCUGAGGCCGCCGGUAUUGAGCUCGAGUUCAUCGCGUUACUUAACGACUACUUUACGCUUGGCGGAAGUUUCGGCAUCCUGGACACGGAAAUCACCAGCAACACGACGGUUGAAAUUACCGGUGGAGCGAUGGUGAACCUGCUGGGCCUGGAGAUCCCCAAAGCGCCUGAAAAUACCCUGAAUGUAUUCGGCGAGUUUCGUUACCCUGCCGGCAACAACGAGUGGUGGCUGCGCGCCGAAGUCAUCCAUCGUGAUGGUCAGUAUUCCGACAUCGAAGGUCUGACCAAUCGUCAGACGCGAUCUUUCCGCGAAGUCGGACCAGGCGAGUUUCCGUAUCUGAGCCCCUCUUACACCGUGGUCAAUCUGCGGGGUGGCUACGACUGGGAGCGCUUCGGGGUAAUGGCCUAUGUCCCAAAAUGCUGGUGA
Nerophis lumbriciformis (worm pipefish) is the source of this 2241-nucleotide messenger RNA. Lineage: Eukaryota; Metazoa; Chordata; Actinopteri; Syngnathiformes; Syngnathidae. The record is from RefSeq and is a predicted model, not a curated record.